GCCUGUAUACAGACAAACGCCUGGAUGGACCCAGAUGGUAGCAAUGAAGGAGAAUGCCUCUUUACCCCUCAAAUAGCCCAGAACAUCCUUUCCGAAAAGCUCACAGGAAGAAAUUAGAUUUAAAUGUACAUGAAACAUGGAGCGUUGGGGCCCCUAAAAACAGAGAUUUUAUAGCAGGACAUGAGAGAUUAAGGAUCGGCAGCAUGAGUUUCUCUGCCGCUCAUCACCUGACCAAGAAGAACAUGACCUAUGCACCGGCGGAGGUCGCCAUUGAACCCAGGCCUUGGGAACCUCAGACAGUUCUUAUUGUCGCCAUUUUUGGAAUGGUGUGUUUGCUUCAUCUAAUGGCGUUCCUGUACAGCCUCCGCUUCCAGCACCAUGGGAACAACGACCCCAAAGCCUUCGCAGGUUCCCUCUCAGAGCCAAAAGAAAACAAAGACGUUGCCUUUCUAAAAUUCUAACGCCAACCCACCACCACCGCUCACAAAAGGGAAAGCUAGCCCGUACAAUCCAUACCUGCAGAAUCCUGCAAACUUCAUGAGGCUCUCAGUCACUGAGCCUGGGGUAAUACCACUCAUGGAACGAUGAUUAUGAGUCUGGAAAGCACUACAGUGUGCAUCUGGUUCAGCAGUAUUCUUCUUCUAACUCUGCACCAUUGACAGGCAAAAGGAUUUUGGAGAAAACACAAGUGAGAAAAAGAGCAGGGGCGCUUUAAAUGAUGCAGCAUGGGACAUUGUUCUAACCAGCUGAAAGCACACAAAUAAAGGAGAACUAAACCUCAACAUCGAAUUCGUCUACACAUGCCACCUUAUGUUUGGUGCUUCUGUACCAGCCAAGAACCACUAUAAACCUUUAGUAUUUGCUCCCCUGUUUUUUAUGCUGAUUCACUGCACAUGUUUCUGGGGUACUGUCGCUAACCUGAGCUUAGGGGUUCAAUAUACAGGUAUA
Messenger RNA from Xenopus tropicalis (tropical clawed frog), 948 nucleotides. RefSeq lists its product as uncharacterized. The record is from RefSeq and is a predicted model, not a curated record. Bases 54 to 461 code for a protein of 135 amino acids. The transcript is spliced from 2 exons. Lineage: Eukaryota; Metazoa; Chordata; Amphibia; Anura; Pipidae.